ACAAUUCUGAAAGACUUGAAUCACUUAUCACUUCAAGACAUCCAAAGACUGGAAGUAUUGGAUAAUAAAUUUAAUGUCAUUAUAACUGAAACGGCCGCUCAUUAUCACAAGAAAUCGCUGAUCUCUUUCAAUGAAGUGCCGGAAGAGACCAAAGAUGUGAUAAUAACGGCAGACAUUGACAACACAUCCAAUGAUUUUGAUUUCAUGAGUGAAAGACAGACACAAAUGAUACCAAAGAGUCUGCCAUUGAAUGCAUCGACAGAUGUGUUGACACAACACAACACAACCCAAACAAACGCACACUUCAUAACACUUCCAAUGCUUUUGUGUCCCGUCUCUGGAUGUGGUCUAACCUUUAUUACUCAAAAGUUUCUCGACAUUCAUCUCCAGAAACACACUUCACGGACAUCACCGCCGAAGAAGAAGAACUCAUUGAACACUCGAUAUAAACCUACAGCGGAAGACCUGAUUCUGCGGCCACACGUGUGUCCGACAUGUGGGCGAAGGUUUAAGCUGUUGAGAUAUAUGACUGAACACAUCCAGUGUUUCCACACUCGGGCCGCAAUCGACCGGCCGUUCAUCUGUGAGUACGACGGGUGCGGCAAACGAUGGCCAACGAAACUGAGGCUUUUGGGACACAUUUCAACGACCCAUAAAACACAGAACACAAGCGGCAAAACAGUCCGUAAGAGAGCGGACACCGAGAGCUCCACCACUUAUUCCGACGAUAAUACUUGCGAUGGACUUGAAAUGAGUGAUAGCCAAGAGUUUCGCGACAUUCAUCUCCAGAAACACACUUCGCCGACAUCACCGCCGAAGAAGAAGAAGAAGAACUCAGAGAACACUCGAUAUAAACCUACAGCGGAAGACCUGAUUCUGCGGCCACACGAGUGUCCGACAUGUGGGCGAAGGUUUAAACAGUUGAGAUAUAUGACUGAUCACAUCCAGUGUUUCCACACUCGGGCCGCAGUCGACCGGCCGUUCAUCUGUCAGUACGACGGGUGCGGCAAACGAUGGCCAACGAAACAGAGGCUUUUGGUCCACAUUUCAACGGCACAUAAAAACCAGGACAUAACCGGCAAAAGAGUCCGUAAGAGAGCGGACACCGAGUGCUCAACCACUUCUUCCGACGAUAAUACUUGCGAUGGACUUGAAAUGAGUGAUCGCCGCGCGGAACGAGCCAAGAACUCACCACAACAUUCAACACUUGAAAUGAAGUCUGAAACGGAUCCACACGUGUUGAACGCGGAUAGUGACGGUAUCGAUACAGUGACCGCUUCUUCAAGUAAUGAGUUGUCAUUAAAACCCAUUCACGAGACAACACAUGCCGUCACGAAAUCCACCGCCGCGUCGGUCGAUGAGGAGAGACCACACGUGUGUCCACACAAGACAUGCGGCGCAGCCUUUAAAAAGAAAGGACAGCUCAACGAACACAUCCGAGCCAUCCAUUCGAGUGAUAAACCGUUUGAAUGCAAAGACUGCGGCAAAUGGUUCCCAACGAGGACUCGCUUAGGAGGCCAUCAAAUUCGUAGUUGUGAUAAGAAAUGGCGUGUCGUGUGUUCGGCCCCGGGAUGUGAACAACUGUUUAAAUCAAAGUACGGUAUGAAUGAACACCGACUGAGAGCGCAUAUCGGGGACCCAUACGAGUGCAAGCAUUCCGGGUGUGGACAACACUUUGAUACCAAAGAGAUUUACGAUCAACACUUGUCGACACAUUCCUCUGAUAACAUUUCUGGUGAACCCGAGGAGUGGCCUGAAACGAGUCCAGAAGACACACAACUAUUUAAUGAUACAGAGAAUGAGAGUAUUGAUUCAUUGAGCUCUGCCUCAAGAACUAAGCGGUCCCCGAAAUCCAAUCGCAAGACAACACAUACCAUCACUAAACCCUCCGCACCCGUCGAUGAGGAGCGGCCACACGUGUGUCCACACAUGUCAUGCGGUCGGCCCUUCAAAUCCAUAAGUCAUCUCACGGAACACAUUCGAGCCAUCCAUUACAGUGAUAAACCUUUUGAAUGUAAAGGCUGUGGCGAACGGUUCCCAACGAAGACUCGCUUACGAAUUCACGAACUACAUGCGAUCUGCGGCGGUGAGGGACGGCCACACGUGUGUCCACACACGACAUGCGACCGUGCCUUCAAAUCCACAAGUCAUCUCACGGAACACAUUCGAGCCAUCCAUUACAGUGAUAAACCUUUUGAAUGUAAAGGCUGUGGCGAACGGUUCCCAACGAAGACUCGCUUACGAAUUCACGAACUACAUGCGAUCUGCGGC
Medioppia subpectinata is the source of this 2271-nucleotide messenger RNA. NCBI's taxonomy places the organism in Eukaryota, Metazoa, Arthropoda, Arachnida, Sarcoptiformes, Oppiidae. The record is from the annotation of a GenBank genome assembly.